This is a messenger RNA of Penaeus vannamei (Pacific white shrimp), 896 nucleotides long. The record is from RefSeq and is a predicted model, not a curated record. NCBI's taxonomy places the organism in Eukaryota, Metazoa, Arthropoda, Malacostraca, Decapoda, Penaeidae.
GAGUCAGAAGGCCUCGGCCAAGCAAGAGAAGGUGAGCCUGAAGCAGGUCAAGAAGGCCUAGAAGCAGGCCCGGAAGGAGGCCAAGAAGGAGCCGAGCGCGUCCGAUGUGGCAGAGCUGUGCAAGGCCUUCGAGGGCGUUCGCCUGCAGGAGAAGGCCAGGCCCGAGCAGCGGCCGACCAAGCGCCAGGAGAAGCGCCAGGAGAAGGAGUAAAAGGCUGCGUCUCGGGCAGGCGCGAGCGCCCCCGCCGCGGCCUCCUCCAGGGUGUCUCCUGCAAACAGGAACGACAUCCUGAGGAACCUGCAGCUGUCCGACGACGUGGUCGACGGCGCCAUGGACCUGAUCAGCGCCCAGUGUCCGGAGCUGGGCUGCCUGUACGCCAGCGGGGCCGUGAUGUUCCUGGAGCCGCUGGCCUUCCCUCAGGCGCCCCGCUUCAUCCAGAUCGUCAACAGGGACACCGCCAUGAGUGUGGGCGACAUGCGCGCCUACGGGUCCACGGGCGGAAGCCACUGGCUCACCGUCUCCAACGUGUUCGCCAGCAGGCCCAACGAGGUGGUGGUGUACGACUCGCUGUACGACAGCGUGUCUCCGUCGACGAAGGCGCUGCUGCGCCAGCUGUACUUCCUGCACGGCGACGCAGAGGUCCGCUUCGAGCGGGUCCAGCAGCAGAAGGACGGGACCAGCUGCGGCAGGUUCGCCAUCGCCUUCGCCUUCGACCUGGCGCUGGGCCGCAACCCGCGGGACGCGGCCUACGACGUGGGCAGGAUGGGCGGCCAUCUGCUGGCCGCCCUCGAGGGCUCGCAGGUCACGCCCUUCCCCAGGCGGCACUGAUCUCCCUCCGCCUCUGCCCGCCUGGCAGGAAGGCCUCUCGUGCAACAGAAAUUAACAAAAUAGUUGU